AUGAAAAAAGAAAUAGAUUUAGUUUGUGAAUUGGAAUGGAGAAAAUUUGAUUGGAAUAUUAUGCCUAAAAGUGUACAUUCCUCACAAUUCUUUGCCUGGAAAAUUUUUAUUAUGGCUCAAAUAUUCUCAGAGUUUGACACUUUUAUUUGGUGUGAUACUUCAAUACAAUUUGUAGAAGCUUCUGCUUUAAUUCCAUUAUUUGACUCUAUUGAAAACGGGAGUAUUUCACCCGUUGUUCUUCCUAGUGGUUAA
Messenger RNA from Meloidogyne enterolobii, 252 nucleotides. The record is from the annotation of a GenBank genome assembly. Lineage: Eukaryota; Metazoa; Nematoda; Chromadorea; Rhabditida; Meloidogynidae.